Lachancea thermotolerans CBS 6340 is the source of this 1623-nucleotide messenger RNA. RefSeq names its product Etp1p (gene ETP1). Gene Ontology annotation, molecular function: zinc ion binding; ubiquitin protein ligase activity. The transcript has a single exon. NCBI's taxonomy places the organism in Eukaryota, Fungi, Ascomycota, Saccharomycetes, Saccharomycetales, Saccharomycetaceae. Bases 1 to 1623 code for a protein of 540 amino acids. Gene Ontology annotation, cellular component: cytoplasm. Gene Ontology annotation, biological process: protein ubiquitination; Ras protein signal transduction. The record is from RefSeq and is a predicted model, not a curated record.
AUGAGCAUCGUGUUAGGAUCGGCGCAAGUAUUCAUUAGGCCCAAAAAGCCUUGUAUGAGCUUCCGGUACCGCCUAGUCAUCGAACUUGACGUGCUAAACGAAGCUAAGAAAGCACACGAGUUCUGGAUUCGCGACGAGCAAGAGACCACGACAGAAAGUACGACUGUCAGAUCGGAUCUCGAGGACAGCGCCACCGAAGACUGGAGGCACGAAGACGUUAAGAUCGGUAUCAUGAAUGCGAUGUCGCAACGUGACAAUUUUAUUGAGGCCGAGUUUUCGAGCCCUGGAAUUGUGCGGUUAUUCAAGAUUGGUGAAGAGAAGCCGGAUGCCGGGACCGCGGGCGACAGCGUGCUGCGAAUUCCUGGAGACGAUACGAUGAUAAGCGUUUUGUUUGUGCCGAGCUACCUCAGCGCGCGUGAUCUGUUGCAUUCAUUUCUGGGUGACGCGGUGACUAGCCGAGUGUCGCAUUUCCGAAUCAUUCGGAGCAACAAGGAUGCAGGCUACAGUUUCAUACUCCUGAUGAAGUUCCGAGACCCAGAGUCUGCGGCGCUCUUUAAAGAGCAGUACAACGGUCGCAACUUCAACCAGAUGGAUCCCGAGACGUGCCAUGUUAUCCGUAUCAAGGAGGUUGUGUUUCAAGAGCGCCUCUUUCCUAAACCGCAAAGCGCCGGUUCACAAUUCCUGAUGAACGACCCCUUCACUGGCCAUAAAGAAACUGGAGACGUUGAGCUUCCGACAUGCCCGGUGUGCCUCGAACGGCUAGACUCGGAGGUCACAGGUCUGGCCACGAUCCCAUGUCAGCAUACCUUCCACUGCCAGUGCCUGAACAAAUGGAAAGACAGCCGGUGUCCAGUGUGCCGGUACUCGGGCCUGAAGGUUACAAAAUCAUCACUGCUACGGCAAGGUGUUCGCUGCAGCACUUGCGGUGCCAACGAGAACCUAUGGAUAUGCCUGAUCUGUGGGAACGUCGGAUGCGGCCGCUAUAAUUUCAAGCACGCAGUGCAACACUUUAAAGAUACUGCCCACUUCUUUUCCAUGGAUGUGGCGACACAACGAGUAUGGGAUUAUGCAGGCGACAAUUAUGUGCACCGCUUGGUUCAAAAUGAGGUUGAUGGGAAACUUGUUGAAGUUGGCUCUUCAUCUUCGCGCGACUCCAGUGGAAAGAGGGACAAGGAAUACCAUCUAGAGUACGUACAGGUGCUCCUUUCUCAGCUCGAGUCUCAACGUGAGUAUUACGAGAGCAAACUGCGACAAUUGGAAAUCAACGAAGAAGAACUGAAGUCUGUACACAGCUUGCAGCAACAAAUACAAGAACUGAAAUUACAAGCUGUUGUCACUCGCUCCAAAAGUGAACACAAAGUGAACGAAAUGCGGAAACAGCUCGAGGAAGAGCGUCUCCUUUCAAGAGCGCUUCAGAAAAAUUUAGACCAUCUUAGUAACACCAUUGGAGACUUACAGAAACAGCAGGAACAGAGUGUUAUUGAAAACCAAGAGCUGAAAGAGCAGGUGACUGACCUGAUGUUUUUCCUGGAGUCCCAGGAAAAGCUAAAGGAUGCGGAUGAAAGCGUUAAGCAGGGCACCCUGGUUAUGAAACCCAAAAAGAACAGCAGGAAGAAGAAGUAA